GAGGACCAGCCAAGCAGUUAUGAGGGGUAUUCAAUGACUUCCGAUGCUCGUGUCUUUAGAAAUAACUGCAGCAUUAAAACAAGUAUAUUGGGGCAUAAAGUUAAUGGGAGGAAUGCCAUUUCGCGCAUUUUGCGAAAAGGGCUGAAGUGAGCGGGGGGGAGAGAAAGGCACGCAUUAUUAUUCUCGCCACGUCGGCUACCUUAGUCUACCCUCCUUUGGCAGCUAUUACAGAGGGCUACUUGUGUCUUAAACAUGUGACUAAGUGAGAGAGGGGCACAGGGGAGAGCCGAAGCGCCCAUGCCUGUUAUCUGCUGAGCGCCUAUACCUUCAGUUUCCACAGGAUCUGCGCUCCUCCACACAGCGCUGCGGAGUAGGCGGGUCAAGUAGGUGGAACAAACAAAAAAAAAAAAAAAAACGAAAGAAAAGAAAAGAAAAAAAGAAAAAAAGAAAAAGAGAAACGGUGCCGGGGCGGAAUUCACAACGGGAUAUUUAACAAUCUUCGUGGGGUGGCAGGUAGCCGCAUUCCGUCGCAUCUGUCCGAGGCUGGACCCCGCCGCUUUCUGGUAACUGCGCUAAGACAGCUUUUAAUCUCCUGAACGUUAGCUCCUCUGCUCCUGGAGUCUUUCUCCUCCUCCUCCUCCUCCUCCUCCUUCUGCUCGUUUCUCCGAUUGACUACAUCUCCUGCUGGAUGAUUUCAUUUUGUAAAGUCAUUAUCCCCAGAAAGGUCAGAGCCUCUGCUUCCAGGAACGUUGAAUUAACUGUGGGAUAAGCCGGUUGUCAACCCCAAGCGCACCCCCGACUGCUUUUCUCAAAGUUUCUCAGUGGUGUAGAACCGACCAUCGGAUUUGUCCGGAGCAGCUUUACCUCUUUUUUUCUCGGAGUGGUUUUUUUUUUUUUUUUUUUUUUUUGAGUGGUGUUUUUUCCCUCCGUGGAGUUGCAGUUGAACCCUGACAAACUGUGAAAUGAGUUUUUCCACAAUCUGGGCAGCUGAGAGCCACCGGGAUUCGGCGAGAGCAUGGGACACACUGAGUUAAACUUUCUCUGUCGUCCUAAACCGCGGUGUUCGGGGGGCAUUGAGGCGAUGCAGGUCCCUCGGUCAUCCCAGUGGAGGAGCCAGCUAAUGACAAGUAUCUUUGGCUGCUGAACGCCCCCCACCACCACCACCAUCACCACCACCCUCAUCCCUCCUACCCUCCAUCCAUCUCUGAUGGCUCUAUGGGGCGUCGUCAGCCUCAGCCUUCACUGCUGGGUGUGUUUAUGGUCCAGUGUAACAGCAACAGCAACAUCAGCCAGCCUCCCAAAUGACAAACCCGGGGGACCCCUGGACUGGCUCCUGUCUGAUAAGGGGCCCUUCCACCACUCCCCAGAGUACAUCGACUUUGUGGAAAAGAACCGGCAAGGUUUCUCCACCAGAUACAAGAUAUACAGGGAGUUUGGGAGAUGGAAGGUGAACAACUUGGCGGUGGAAAGGAGAGAUUUUCUGGAGUCUCCGUUACCUCUUACUCCUGAGUUCAUCAGGAACAUCCGACUCUUGGGCCGCAGGCCCACCACCCAGAUGAUCACUGACAGCCUGAUCAGGAAGUAUGGGACUCACUUCCUGUUGUCAGCUACCCUGGGAGGAGAAGAGGCCUUAACUAUAUUUGUGGAUAAGAGGAAACUGAGUAAGAAAGCAGAGGUGAGCGAUUACUCUGGUAACUCUUCCACUGUGACUCUGGAAGCUCUGCACCAGCUGGCUGCCUCCUACUUCAUCGACAGGGAGAGCACUCUGCGCAAGCUGCACCACAUCCAGAUCGCCUCCACUGCAAUCAAGGUGACAGAGACCCGCACAGGUCCUCUUGGAUGCAGUAACUAUGACAACCUUGAUUCUGUGAGCUCGGUGCUGGUUCAGAGCCCUGAAAAUAAAGUCCAGCUGCAAGGCUUACAAGUGAUCCUUCCAGACUACUUGAGAGAGAGUUUUGUGCAGGCGGCUCUCAGCUACAUAGCCUGCAAUGGAGAGGGUGAGUUUGUCUGCAAGGACAGUGACUGCUGGUGCAGCUGUGACCCCAAGUUCCCAGAGUGCAACUGCCCCUACAUGGACAUCCAAGCCAUGGAGGAGAGCCUGGAAAGAAUCACCGAGACAUGGGGCAUGCUGUAUAAGGAAUUUGAAGAAUCAGAUGAAUUCAAGGCCUUCUAUGCAAGGCUGCCCCAAAACUAUUUCCUGAACGUGUCAACCAUACAACACUUGUGGUCCCUGGAUAGCCUGUUCCAGUGGCGAUAUGAGCAGCUGGAGAACAGCAUGCGGGUCCUCUCCAGACGUGCCGAGAGAGUCAUCUUCAAACUCUUCAGUCUCAGUAAAAGAUGUCACAGACAGCCCCAAGUGCGCAUACCAAGAGAACGGCCUCAGUCCUACUGGCUGAGUCAUUUCCAGUCACUCCUAUAUUGCUCGGAGAACAACCAGCUUGGUGCAUUCUCAGAGGACCUCCACAGCUGCAGCUGCCGAUAUGAACACAGCUCCUGUCAGCUGCCUCCACCCUGCUCUGUUGGGGAAGGCUUGGCCUGUGCAGCCUGUGCACCAGACAACCAAACCCGCUGUGGGAGCUGCAACCCAGGCUUUGCCCUGACACAAGGGGCCUGCAGGCCUAUGGUGGCAGACUCUACAGAGAACUAUCUGGGGUUCGAGACAGACCUUCAGGAUUUGGAGCUGGGCUACCUUCUGCAGAGAGCUGACCGCAGGCUUGAGGUCCAUGCAAUCUUCAUCAGCAAUGACAUGCGACUCAACAGCUGGUUUGAUCCAUCAUGGAGGAAGAGGAUGCUGCUGACGCUUAAGAGCAACAAGUAUAAAACCAACAUGGUCCACAUGCUGCUGGGAAUAUCCCUUCAGAUCUGCCUUACAAAGAAUAGCACCCUGGAGCCUGCCCUUACACUCUAUAUCAAUCCUUUUGGUGGGAGCCACUCAGAGAGCUGGUACAUCCCUGUCAAUGAGAACAAUUUUCCAGACUGGCAGGCCACCAAACUGGACCUGCCCUUUGACUGCUACAACUGGACUUUGACAUUGGGCAACAAGUGGAAGACAUUCUUUGAAACCAUCCACAUCUACCUUCGUAGCAGGAUAAAGACUCAGGAUGGACUGAAUGACAGUAUUUAUUAUGAGCCUUCAGAAAUAUCAGAUCGCGCUCCGAACCUGGGCUACAUGAAGAUAAACAGUAUCCAGGUCUUUGGCUACAGCAUGCAUUUUGACCCGGAGGCAAUCCGUGACUUGAUUCUGCAGCUGGACUACCCAUACACUCAAGGGUCCCAGGACACAGCUAUGCUCCAGCUGUUGGAAAUACGAGACAGGGUCAACCGGCUGUCCCCUCCCGGUCAACCGAGAUUGGAUCUGUUUGCCUGCCUUCUCCGGCACAGACUCAAACUGACUGCCAGCGAGGUGGUUCGCAUCCAUGCUUCCUUACAGGCCUUCAGCUCACGUCUGCCCAAUUCAGUGGAUUACGAGACCACCAAGCUGUGCAGUUAACAGCUGCUUGAAAGGAAAUACAGUCUGUAAAUGGCUAGAAGGAGAACUCAUGGACAUAGGAUUUGUGCCCAUUGUGAUACAGAUGCUUAUAUUUGUGCUCAUUGUCUAUGGAUUACCAGACUCUACAAUUAAUCAGGAGUUGAUUGGCUGUGGACAGCUGAAGAAUGUACUGUACUGCUUGUUCUGGUUUUUGUUUUGUGGCAACUACCUUCAGUGCUAUAGUAUAAAGAAUGGGAAGGAUCAGUAAGGAAAUACACAACUCUCCAGAACAAACUCUUUACAAAAGAUGUCUACAGUAGAAAUUCAGAUAUCGCUUCAUAAAGUUGAACCAUCCUGUUUCGAAAUGACUCUGCUCAUUUAUACUGUAAGUACCAAUGACAAAUGAACGGACAUUUUAUGGUAAAAAUGGUACAGUCUGUUUGUUUGUAAUUUUUAUAUGUUCCUUUGCUUUAGUGACAGUGCACUUUCCAUGAAAACCAGAAUACAGUGGUGUCAGUCAAGAUUUUGUAGAUAAAUUGAUAUUAAAACAUCACGUUAUAACACA
Molecule: messenger RNA, 4034 nt
Organism: Oreochromis niloticus (Nile tilapia)
Lineage: Eukaryota; Metazoa; Chordata; Actinopteri; Cichliformes; Cichlidae
Gene: brinp3a.2
Product: bone morphogenetic protein/retinoic acid inducible neural-specific 3a, tandem duplicate 2
Exons: 9
Coding region: 1208-3490 (760 amino acids)
Biological process (GO): nervous system development; negative regulation of mitotic cell cycle; positive regulation of neuron differentiation
Cellular component (GO): dendrite; cytoplasm; neuronal cell body
Source: RefSeq, a predicted model, not a curated record